AUGAGUGGAGGUGGAGAAGAUGAAGAAUUGAAAUCAAUUCUCGAAGCUCAAAAAUCAAGUUCAAAAUCAUCAACACAAACUUCAAUUGGUUUUGCAAAGCUUCCAUCAAUUGUAUCAAAAUCUGCAGCAAAAACAAGUGAAUCAAGAAGAGAUAGUCUAAUUGUGUCAACAAGACCAUCAACCACAAUGGGAUACGGUAAUCCAUUGGGACGAAUUAAAACACCAUUGUAUCCAAUUCCAAGAGCAAAUAUUGCAUAUAAUUUGAAUUUGAAUGAAAUUGACGAAAAUGAGGUUAGUUUUUUUUGUUGCGGUUUUGUUUUUCUGAUUAGGUAGAAAUUAAAAAAAAUGCUAUUUUUGCUCGAAAAAAAUCGAAAAAAAAUCAGAAAUUUCCAAACAAAAUGUUCUGAAUUCAAAAAAAAAUUAUUUUUUCAAAAAAUUUAGUUUCCGAGAAUUUUUUUCAACUUUUUCCGAGUGAAAAUUGUUAUUUUUCUACGUGCAUAAACAUAUCAUUUUUAAUGAUUUUUUGGUGCUGAUCAUUUUUUUUCUCUCACCAAAGUUCUUCAAAUUUUCAGCUGUUUUUUCCUUUUAAUUAUAUAUCAGCAGUCACAUUUUUUACAAAGUACAAAACAAAAACAACAAAACCUACACAAUUCCGAAAACACUAACCACUUUCAGGUUCUCCGCCCAACCUCUUCAACAUCUACAGUAAUACAAGAAAUCGGAACAAUUCCUGCAACAUUUUCUGAAUUCCGCCAAUUUUCCGCAGAUUUAGAUCACAUUACAUAUGAAGAAAUUUCACAAAUUGCACAACUUUGUACAAUUUCGGAUGAAGCUAAACAUGGCACAAUUAAUACAAAAACCUUGAUAAAUGCUGUGAAAAAUGUGCUUAUUGAUGAGGUUAACUUCUGAAAAAUUAAGAAGUUUCCGAAAAAAUGUUGAUUUUUCAGCAAUCUUCGAGUUGGGUCGAAUUGAUUGAAUCAAUAUUUCUAGGAAACGAACUUGUUGAUUAUGCCGAAUUUUUCCGUGUUAUUUUAGAAGACAAACAAUCGAGAGAUGCAUUGUUAGUGUUUUGAUUGAUCUGAGAGUGUUUAAUAUUUCUUGAUUUUAUAGGGUUCAUCUACCAGAAGUUCUUGAAUCAGAUGAUCAUGUUAGUGUUUUCACAGAACUUCCUAGUCGUCCAACUUCUCGUCAAGAAAAACGUGAACGUGGAAGAGCAAAUCUUAUCAUUGAUCUAGAAGUUUGUCUCGCUAGAAAUCCACAUAUCGAGAUUUCUCGUCUCAAAGAAGCCACAGAUAAAUCAGUUAUAAGUGUUGAUGAAUUUCAAACAAUUCUGCAAAUGUAUAUUUUUGAUAGCGAAAUAUUGGAUUUUGAAUCUAGAAUUAUUGAUUGUUUUAUGACGCAUGACAAAAUGUUUUGGUGAGUUUUUUGGAAAACCUUCGGAUAAAAUGGUGAGAUUACCAUCACUCCAAAAUUUCACUUCAAGACCAUCUCUUUCGCCUCUCCAAAAACGUUUUUUAGUUUUUCUGCAUUCGUCGGUUGCCUUGAUCAAGUCAAACCUCACCUACUCUUCAAACCACAACGCCAAAAAACACCAAGUCCUCCACCUUGGUCUAGACCAGCUCUUCCGAAAAUCACGAGCAAAUUAGAUGAUUCAGGGAUUGUUAGUGAUCAUUCUCACGACUAA
Caenorhabditis angaria is the source of this 1684-nucleotide messenger RNA. The record is from the annotation of a GenBank genome assembly. Lineage: Eukaryota; Metazoa; Nematoda; Chromadorea; Rhabditida; Rhabditidae.